GCCAAGGCAGAUGACACAAAGAGAGGCAGCGGGAGCCAGAAGAUACAGCCAGUUGAAGCAUCCCUGUUCUCAGACACAAGGCCAGAGCUUCGGACUGAUCAACAACGACCUACCGGGAAAGGUACAUCUGAGACAGAGAAGAUGCCAAUCUGUUCUAUCCUGGAGAAGCGUAAUGGUGUGGUGGUGGGAGCUGAGCUGAGCUGCAGCGUACGGGAGGAGAACAGGGCUCAGAGGGAGAGCUACACAGCUGACUGGAACAGCAUCAGUUGCAAGACUCAACCUCAAGAAAGGCAGACAAUGGACAUGAACGACAGAUCUCGCAGGGAGACUCUGUCCCGGCAGUGGCAGGCACGUUCCCUGACACAGAUUUGCCCCUCUGGUGUCUUCAGAGUGGGCACCUUGGAAAUAGGGGUGAGGGAGCACCAGCUGCUGCCUAAGAGAAAUACCCUCCCCUUGCCCAUUUUCACCCCGGCAGAGUUGGGUGUCAGGCUCGGACGCGGAGCCCCACACACCGAGGAGGACCUGCAGCCCCUCCACACCCCAGACGGAGCCUGUCCCAGCAAGAGGACUGUGGACGAAAUCACAAGAGAUCUGCCCCCAGUCAAGCCGACCCUCAUGGAGUUUGCCAAAGCCCCCAAAACCCUGGGUCGCUCCAUGUCUGUGGAGGCUCAGAGAGGGUGAAAAACAACAAGAGACAAAACAGAGAAAGAGAUGAUGAUAGGGAGAAAGAUGACAGAUGGAGGAGGAUAGUCUUUGAGCAGAGCGAGUCAGGAAGGAGAAGAUGUAUAUAGAUUUAAUUCUAGAAACAUUCAUCAUAAACCCUUCAUACUGUAGAUUUGUUUUAGCUCAGUCUGUGUCUCUUGGUGAGCACAGCACAGGAUAAAUGUCACGCUUUGUCAUUGAUGGCAUUUGGUGGUCAGUGGUAUUAGGAAUGUUUAUGUGAAGGUAUUUGCUUUGUGAUGGAGAGUCAGGGUUUGUGUCCUCAGCUGUGCCAUGGGCUAUUGUGUGCCUGUGCUGGCCGGCUAGGCACACACACUGAUCUCUCACUGGAAUCACUGUGACCCAACUGUUGGGUGCACCUUAAUCAUGCUGCAUGCACUUUCUUUUGUAGUGAAACAUGCAAAUAUCCUGGCACAGUAUUGGAAGGGCUCUUGUGGUCACUUGACUAAUGGAUUAUUCCUGUAAUAGGAGGUGAAGGCAUGCAACGAUGCAGAAAGUGACAGAUGCAGAAAGUGACAGAUGCAAAAGGCAGAGGCAGGUAACACACUGUAAAAAGAGGGAAGGAAAAAAAGGAAGAGAGAAUCGAAGGGACGAGGGCUCGGAGAACAUGCCUCCGUCAGGCCUCCAGAAGCUCUCGACAGUCUCUGAGAGGACACUGUGGUGUGAUCACACACUCUGGCUGUACAUAUGUGUGUGAGCGUCCUUGUGUGAGUGUGAGAGACACCUCUAAUCAAGAGGACGUACAAAACUGAUAACCUGCUCUUCACUGUGUAUUAACUGAUCUGCUUUGUUAGCUGAGUGGCAGCUCUUUCAUAUCCGAUAGAGGAACAGACACUGUAGUGACUGAAUUUGAAAUGUGUGAGAUGAUGUUGAAUUAUUUGCCCUAGUUUUUUAUUAUUUUUACAAAUAAAAGUUAUGUUGCUCAA
Molecule: messenger RNA, 1646 nt
Organism: Paralichthys olivaceus (Japanese flounder)
Lineage: Eukaryota; Metazoa; Chordata; Actinopteri; Pleuronectiformes; Paralichthyidae
Gene: tcap
Product: titin-cap (telethonin)
Biological process (GO): cardiac muscle tissue morphogenesis; cardiac myofibril assembly; skeletal muscle myosin thick filament assembly
Cellular component (GO): Z disc
Molecular function (GO): structural constituent of muscle; titin binding; titin Z domain binding
Source: RefSeq, a predicted model, not a curated record